Acanthosepion pharaonis is the source of this 672-nucleotide messenger RNA. Lineage: Eukaryota; Metazoa; Mollusca; Cephalopoda; Sepiida; Sepiidae. The record is from the annotation of a GenBank genome assembly.
AUGUAUCCAUCGAAUGUUGCAUUAAUCUACCAAUAUCAGUCAUCAUCUAUCACGUCUGUUCAUAUCUAUCUAUCUAUCUAUCUAUCUAUCUAUCUAUCUAUCUAUUCAGCCUGUUCAUAUCUAUCUAUUUAUCUAUUUCAGUCUGUUCAUGCCUGUCUAUCUAUCUAUCUCUGUUCAUAUCUAUCUAUCUAUCUAUCUAUCUAUCUAUCUAUUCAGUCUGUUCAGAACUAUCUAUCUAUCUAUUUCAGUCUGUUCAUGCCUGUCUGUCGUUCUAUCUAUUCAGUCUGUUCAGAACUACCUAUCUAUCUAUCCAUCUAUCUAUCUAUCUAUCUAUCUAUCUAUCUAUCUAUCUAUUCAGCCUGUUCAUAUCUUUCUAUUUAUUUAUUUCAGUCUCUUCAUGCCUGUCUAUCUAUCUAUCUCUGUUCAUAUCUAUCUAUCUAUCUAUCUAUUCAGUCUGUUCAGAACUAUCUAUCUAUCUAUCUAUCUAUUUCAGUCUGUUCAUGCCUGUCUGUCGUUCUAUCUAUUCAGUCUGUUCAGAACUACCUAUCUAUCUAUCUAUCUAUCUAUCUAUCUAUCUAUCUAUCUAUCUAUCUAUCUGCUUUAAAUAUUCAAAUAUUUCUUUAUGCCUGUCUGCCCUACAUACAAGCCGCCGAGCCACCGGCGGACAUCUAG